Messenger RNA from Lottia gigantea (owl limpet), 1085 nucleotides. RefSeq lists its product as hypothetical. Bases 70 to 993 code for a protein of 307 amino acids. The record is from RefSeq and is a predicted model, not a curated record. The transcript has a single exon. Gene Ontology annotation, cellular component: nucleolus. Gene Ontology annotation, molecular function: rRNA binding. Lineage: Eukaryota; Metazoa; Mollusca; Gastropoda; Lottiidae. Gene Ontology annotation, biological process: maturation of LSU-rRNA from tricistronic rRNA transcript (SSU-rRNA, 5.8S rRNA, LSU-rRNA); ribosomal large subunit assembly.
CAGAAACAACACGUGCUAAAAAAUAGUAAUCAAAUACAAAAUAUUUAGUUUUCUGACAAAUACGACAAAAUGGUGCUUCAAAGAGUCUCGAAACCAAAAACUCACAAAGGAAGAAAGUUUUUAGAGAACAGAGAACCUAAAAUCGAAGAAAAUGACAAAUCUGCAAUGUUUAUCAAAGGUGGAAACACAAGUCAAACUGUUACACAAGUUCUGAAAGAAAUGUACAUGCUGAAGAAACCAACAGGCAUCAUGAUGAAAAGGAAAAAUGUUGUUAGACCAUUUGAAGAUCAAUCAACUUUAGAGUACUUUUCAGAAAAAAAUGACGCAUCACUAUUUCUUUUUGGGUCUCAUUCCAAAAAGAGACCAAACAAUCUUGUGCUUGGCCGAUCAUUUGAUCAUGAAAUAUUUGAUAUGGUGGAGUUAGGAAUAGACAGUUUCAAGUCUAUGUUUGACUUUCGAAAUGAUAAAUGUUCACAGGGAACAAAGCCAUGUGUUAUUAUAAGUGGACAAGACUUUGAAUCUGAUGAAGAUUAUAGAAAAUUAAAGAAUUUGUUCAUUGAUUUCUUCCGGGGUCCAAAAACAGAGAAAAUAAGACUUUCUGGAUUAGAAUUAGUUAUUAACAUCACAGCAAUUGAAGGAAAAAUAUACCUGAGAACCUACAGAACAGUUUUAAAGAAAUCUGGUGCAAAGACACCCAGAGUAGAACUUGACGAAAUAGGGCCUUCAUUAGAUUUAACAGUAAAGAGGACCAAGUAUGCGUCUGAUGACAUGUAUAAACGAGCUUGUAAACAACCUUCAGAAGCUAAAGUUUCUAAAUCCCAAAAAAACAAAUCUCGUACAAACCUUGGAGAUCAACUUGGUAGAAUUCAUAUGCAGAAACAAGACAUGGAUAAAUUACAAGUUAGGAAAUUAAAGGGUUUAAAGAGAAAGAAGGAAUCCAAAGAUGAAGAAUCCAUUGGAAAUAGUAAAGUGAAAAGGAUGGAUGAUGAGUGACUGUUGAAUAUAUAACCAAUAAAACUAAACAUUAUAUAAUGUGUUGUUAAUCAUGUUACCAUUUUACUAUCAUAAAGUGAUGAAUCAGUUAA